AUGGCUUCGACUAAACCCGCUAUCCCGCCCGUGGCGCUGGACACUAUCACUCAACAGAUUGGAAACACCCCUCUGGUACGACUGAACCGUCUGCCCCGCAGCCUGGGAAUUGAUGCCACCGUCUACGCGAAGUUGGAGUACUUCAAUGCUGGUGGCAGUGUCAAGGAUCGCAUUGCCCUGCGCAUGAUUGAGGAGGCAGAGCGCUCCGGUCGCAUCAAGCCGGGCGACACUCUGAUCGAGCCCACCAGUGGCAACACUGGUAUCGGUCUGGCUCUGGUCGGUGCGGUGAAGGGAUACAAGACCAUCAUCACUCUGCCCGAGAAGAUGUCCGCUGAAAAGGUUUCCGUUCUGCGGGCCUUAAACGCCACCAUCAUCCGAACCCCCAACGAAGCCGCCUUCGAUUCGCCCGAAUCCCACAUCGGAGUCGCCAGGCGCCUGGAGAAGGAAUUGCCCAACGCUCACAUCCUCGAUCAAUACGGCAACGAAAACAACCCCAACGCCCACGAAUUCGGCACCGCCGAAGAGAUCUGGACGCAGACCAAUGGCGAGAUCAAGGCUAUUGUGGCUGGCGCUGGCACUGGUGGUACAAUCACUGGUAUCGCUCGGGGUCUCAAGAAGCAUAAUCCCAAAAUCGAAGUGAUCGGUGCUGAUCCCCAUGGUUCCCUUUUGGCUCUGCCUGAAACGUUGAACGAGCCGCACAUGAACGAGCCAUAUAAGGUGGAGGGUAUCGGUUACGACUUCAUCCCCGAUGUUCUGGACCGCAAAAUUGUUGACCGGUGGUACAAGACUGCCGACAAGGAAUCUUUCCAGUACUCGCGACGCCUGAUUGCCGAGGAAGGUCUCCUGGUUGGUGGCAGCAGUGGAAGUGCUGUCGCCGCAUUAGUUAAGGCCAAUGAGGAGCGCAAAUUCUCCAAGGACGAUGUCGUUGUUGUUGUUCUCCCGGAUAGCAUCCGAAGCUAUUUAACCAAGUUUGCGGAUGACGACUGGCUGGCUGCCAACAACCUCCUGUCAUCGUCUCCCAUUGCGGACACUCCCACCCAGCAACCCCCGGUCUCCACUGAUCCAUUGGCCGGUGCGAAGGUCAGCGCUCUUCGUCUGAAGCCCAUUACUACUGUGACUUCCAACAUCCCGUGCGAGACAGCAAUUGAGACCAUGCGUGAGAAGGGCUUUGACCAGCUGCCUGUUCUCGCGCCCUCUGGCCGCAAGCUUGUGGGCCUGCUCACUUUGGGCAACGUUCUCAGCCGGUUAACACACGGCCGCGUGUCUGGAAAAAGCCCGGUGUCCGAGGUCAUGUUCGAUUUCUCCAAGAUUCCGGAGGUUGUGACCGAUCCUCGCAAUGUGGGUGUUACCCGAGCUCCGUCGGGCGCCCAGACCAACGGAAUGGAUACCACCCGGGUGCACACCAAGCGUCGCCAGUUCAUUGAGAUCACUAUGGAGACUCCGCUCAGCGUGCUAAACCGAUUCUUUGAGUGGAACAGUGCUGCCGUUGUCACAGAGAAGGACGACAACGGCGCAAUGAAGCCUUUGGCUAUUGUCACUAAGGUUGAUUUGCUCACGUGGCUGCUGCACCAGAGCAAGACCAACGACGCUUAG
Messenger RNA from Penicillium maclennaniae, 1593 nucleotides. Its product is annotated as cystathionine beta-synthase CYS4. The record is from RefSeq and is a predicted model, not a curated record. The coding region runs from base 1 to 1593 and encodes 530 amino acids. The transcript is spliced from 4 exons. Gene Ontology annotation, cellular component: cytoplasm. Lineage: Eukaryota; Fungi; Ascomycota; Eurotiomycetes; Eurotiales; Aspergillaceae. Gene Ontology annotation, molecular function: cysteine synthase activity; cystathionine beta-synthase activity.